GCUGCCGGAGGGUUGCUGCCAGUAGUAGUGCAACAGCUGGAGUGCAGCAAUCUAAACACGCUUGUUACAGUAUGGGGAGGCAUGAUGACUGCUAGACACACCCAGUAUGGGAUCGUCUCUGACUUCAGAAGGGAGUGGAAGAUAGAUAGGCCCUCUGGGGCAAAGGCAAAGAAGUAGCACGACAGGGACGGGAGAACUGUAUCGCUAGAUAGGAGCGCUAGCAGCAGGAAGGCCGCGCAGGAAGAAAGGAAUCCACAGGCGGAAUACUGGAAACCACCGUGACUCGUGUGAGGGAAAAUCCCGCAGCAGAGAGAAGGAACGUGGAAAGAGCCGGGAGAGAGGAAGGGAAGGGCCUUCCCGGUCACUCCUCCUUCUCCCAUCCUCCUCCACCCUCUCUCCCUCCUCCCCGGUGCUGCCGUCACUCUCAAGCCGGGAGCUGACGGGGUGGUUGAGGCCGCCGGUUGCCCGCAUCUUGCCCAGAAGCCGCACAGAGGAAUUACCCAGGUGGCAGAGGGAGAAAGCUUGGAGCGAACGCAAUACAAGAUGGAGCAGUUAUCGGAUGAAGAACACGACCAUGGCGCUGAAGAGGAUAGUGAUAAGGAAGAUCAGGACCUGGAUAAGAUGUUUGGAGCCUGGUUAGGUGAACUGGACAAACUCACUCAGAGUUUGGAUACUGAGAAAACAGAAGAACCAGUCAAGAGGUCUCCAUUGCGCCAGGAAACCAAUCUUGCCAAUUUCUCAUAUCGUUUCUCUAUGUAUAAUAUAAAUGAGGCUCUAAAUCAAGGAGAGCCAGUGGAUUUAGAUGCUCUUAUGGCUGAUCUUUGUUCUAUUGAGCAGGAGCUUAGUAGCAUUGGGACACAUUCCUCCAAGAACACGCUCAUGUUUCAGGAAAGAAAACCUUCUCAGAAGCCCCCUGGCAGUCGGAUGACCCCCAAGCAGAGUAGCUUAAAAGGACUGCCGUCCUCAUCUGGGAGGAUGCCCAAGCCUUCUCAUGCCAACUUUUCUUUGGAUGAUAUUACUGCACAACUAGAGCAGGCCUCUCUCAGUAUGGAUGAAGCUGCUAGGCAGACAGUUGUAGAAGAUGUAAAACCUAUAAUAACCACCCAUCAUCGCAGGACAGCUUCUGCCGGAACAGUGAGUGACAGCGACCUCCGCUCUGUAAGCAAUUCCUCACGUUCUAGCAUUACUUCUGCGGCCUCCAGCAUGGAUUCCCUGGACAUUGACAAAAUGACUAGACCGCAGGAUUUAGAGCUGCUUCAGCCAGGCCAGCCUAUAUCAGAGCACUCCUAUCUGGACAGGGAAACAUCAAUUCUUCUCAGAAACAUUGCAGGAAAACCCACUCAUUUGCUGACUAAGGAGGAACAAGCGGCCAAAAUAAAGGCUGAGAAGAUUCGAAUAGCUUUAGAAAAAAUAAAGGAAGCUCAGGUGAAAAAGUUGGUGAUCAGAGUGCACAUGUCUGAUGACAGCUCCAAGACAAUGAUGGUGGACGAGCGGCAAACGGUACGACAGGUGCUGGACAACUUGAUGGACAAGUCUCACUGUGGGUACAGCCUUGACUGGUCACUGGUGGAAACGAUUUCUGAGCUUCAGAUGGAGCGAAUCUUUGAAGACCAUGAGAACCUAGUGGAGAAUCUUUUGAACUGGACCCGGGACAGCCAGAACAAGCUUAUGUUUGUGGAACGUAUAGAAAAAUAUGCACUUUUCAAAAAUCCACAGAACUACCUUCUUGGUAGAAAAGAGACAUCUGAGAUGGCAGACAGAAAUAAGGAAGUAUUGCUAGAGGAAUGUUUUUGUGGCAGCUCAGUAACAGUUCCAGAAAUUGAAGGGGUUCUUUGGCUAAAGGAUGAUGGUAAAAAGUCAUGGAAGAAACGAUACUUCCUUCUGCGAGCAUCUGGUAUCUAUUAUGUUCCAAAGGGAAAAGCAAAGGCAUCUAGAGACCUCGUCUGCUUCCUUCAACUGGAUCACGUCAAUGUUUACUAUGGUCAGGAUUAUCGCAGCAAAUACAAAGCGCCCACGGAUUAUUGCCUGGUAUUAAAGCACCCACAAAUCCAGAAGAAGUCUCAGUAUAUCAAGUACCUGUGCUGUGACGAUGUGCGAACAUUGCACCAAUGGGUUAAUGGUCUCCGCAUUGCAAAGUAUGGGAAGCAGCUCUAUACAAACUAUCAAGAAGCACUAAAAAGGACAGAGGCAGCCUAUGACUGGACUUCCAUGUCCACUUCCAGCAUGAAAUCUGGAUCAAGCUCUUCCAGUCUGCCCGAAUCCCAAUCAAACCAUUCCAACCAAUCAGAUGGCAGUGAUAUACAGGCCAUGUCCCAUGUGCGAUCACAGAGCAUUGUGAGCUCAAUCUUCUCUGAAGCAUGGAAGAGGGGAACGCAGUUGGAAGAAUCCAGCAAGGCACGGAUGGAGUCUUUGAGUCGUCCCUCAACUUCACUAUCACAACAUUCACAUGUUCAAAUUAGAGCAGUGUCUCCCCAUGCUGCUUCUCAACCAUCACCACUUGCUCCUCCUCCUCCGCCUCCUCCACCUCCACCACCACCUCCACCCCCUCCUCCUCCUCCUUUACCAACCCAGUCAAAAAGCCCAUCUGUGUCAGCACCAAUUUUGUUUGCAAAGUACAGUACUAUCACAAGGUUGCAGAAUGCUUCUCAGUACCCCGGUCCUCAUUUCAAAUCACCUAGCUUAAACCAGAAUGUUUCUCAGUCCACAAAACCCCAAAUGGUAGUCACUCCCAAUGGUGCUAUUCCUCCACCACCACCGCCUCCUCCCCCACCUCCUCCACCUCCACCUGGCUCAGCUAUGGCUAUGCUAAAGCCUUCCCCUUGUACACCCUCUAUGCCUCAGUUCACACCUCCACCUCCACCUCUUAAAAUCCAUCAAAUUCAGCAGAUUAACACUAUCCAGGCCACUCAGCCUCCACCUCCUCCUCCACUCCCACCACCUCCACCCCCUCCUCCCCCACCACCUCCUCCACCACAGUUCCAAGCACCUGUAAAAAGCAAUGCACCAAUCAAUAAAACAGUAGCACCCAUUGCUACAGUACCUUCAUCUGCUUCAUUAGGCCCUCCUACUGCACCCAAAAAGCAGAUGCAUUUCACUCCCUCACUUAUUCAACAACCCCCACAAGCAUCAUCUGUUCCUUCUGGCCCCACUCCACCUCCAACAUUACCUAAACAACAAAGCUUCUCUAAACCUCCUUCUUCUCCUCAGUCACCUAUGCCAUCUGUUAAACAAAUCGUUAGUCAGUUUCCACCUCCUCCACCUUCAGAUCAACCUCCUAAACAGUCCAUUUCUAAUUCUGUCCCUCAGUCUCCUCCUGCUGUAAAAGCAAAACCAAAAUGGCAGCCGUUUUCUGUCCCUUCACCAGAAUUUCCCCCUCCACCACCUGAAAGCAGCUUAGCUCUCCUUCCACCUCCACCACCACCACCACCCGCUCCUGCAACAUCCCCUGCUCCACCACUUUCUCCCACACCAGACAAAAUGGGAUCCCCUUCCAAAAAGCCAAGCAAGACCUCAAGCCCCGGUGGAAAGAAACCUCCACCUACUCCACAGCGUAACUCAAGCAUUAAAUCCAACAGCUCAGCUGAAUACCAAGAAUCUAAGAAGUCUUCAGUGGACAGUCUAGUCAGCAGAUUUUCAGAAUCUCCUGGUUCUCCAUCAAAGGAGUUGGCACCACCAACUGCAGCUCCACUAAAACCAGCUAAACUCAACCUUUCAGGGGUUAACCUGCCUAUGGUUUUCCAGCAGGUAAAUGUUUCUAGUCAAGUGCCCUGCUUGAAACAAUCAGCGAAAGAACCAGCAACAGAGUUUCCAUCCCCACCAUCAGAUUCUGAACCUGAUUUCCCACCUCCACCAGCAGAUCUUGAGCUUCUUCCCCCACCACCUCCAUCAGAUGGUACACCUGUUGUUUUUUCUGGCAACACCUCACCAAAGGUAGCUGUGGUAAACCCACAGCCACAGACCUGGUCAAAAUCAUCUGUAAAAAAGGCCCCCCCUCCAACUAUGCCGAAACGGAAUGACAGCGUGCGUUUAAUGCAGGUGGAAAUGACAGAUCCUCUUCCACCUGUCAGCUCUCAAGUACCAACUUCACCCAAACCUAGUCUGAGUGUUCAGCCAGGAUUCCUUGCUGAUCUUAACAAGACUCUGCAGAGAAAGUCUAUUACUAGACACAGCUCAUUGUCCUCUGCCCGUUUAUCUAGACCAGAGCCCACAGCCACCAUGGAUGAUAUGGCACUGCCACCCCCUCCUCCAGAACUGCUAGGAGACCAUCAAAAAGCUAACUGCUAUGGAGGUAGCCAUUUAUCAGGCUAUGCAACUAUACGUAGGGGGCCACCACCUGCUCCACCUAAAAGGGACCAGAAUACCAAGCUCUCUCGAGAUUGGUAACAAGUAAUAAACUCUCUUUAGCUGAAUGAACACUUGGCAGUAUAAAGUACUAUGAAUCUAGAAAUUCCUUGUAUGGAAUCACCCACUCAAGCAAAAUAUUCCCCAGAGAAACGUUAUCAGGCACCUGAUCUCACUUUAUGUUGGAUAAAUGCAGUUACAGUUCCCAAUGGAGAUACAUAGCCUGCCCCAAUAUGUACUGGACCAAAACACGUUUCAAACUCAGCAUUCAAAGAGACAUUUUGUAGUGUAUGUUGAUGUGCAGUGUGUCUCUGCAUGUAAUCCUACAGUAGGCAUAUAAUUCUGUAAUUAAAAUUAUAAUAUAGCACUUGUACAAUAAAAGAUAACCAGAAUGUUCUAUUUCACUAUGUCUAUUUCCAGUACAAAUAUUACCUGUAUGGAAGCUUUGUAGAUGGUGCUGUGGCAUAACAAGCUCAUUCACAUAUGUAGAGACUUUCAUUGCGACAUACACUACUUGGAGUUGGCUUUUAGCACAACCGUAACCCUUUGCAGGCUGAAGGGGUAAAGCAUCCUCACUGGCCUUUUUAGUUGUAAGGUGUUUUAUAGUUAAAUCAGUGUUGUGUUUUUCUUUACCCCUAUGACCAUGAAAUGUCAGAUUUGUGGCUGUCCUGCCAGUGUAAGCUUCAGUUCUCAGUAUCCUCUCAUUUGGCUGGGAAAUGUGGAGCUACCGUUCCAAACAGCCUGAUGGACAGGAUUUGGAAAUGUCUUGCAGCCAUAGUGAAUGUUCUACAGAACCAUAGUAAUAUAAAAAGUCAGUGAGCCUAAUGUCAUAACUGAGGUAACGCAUAGUCAGAUUAAUUUAUAAAUACAUUUGGUCACAUGGACUGAUUACAAUAUGUAGAAUUUAAUGUGAUUGGAAAUUAAACCUUAUUCACAGUA
Messenger RNA from Xenopus tropicalis (tropical clawed frog), 5280 nucleotides. RefSeq names its product Ras association (RalGDS/AF-6) and pleckstrin homology domains 1 (gene raph1). Gene Ontology annotation, cellular component: plasma membrane; cytoskeleton. NCBI's taxonomy places the organism in Eukaryota, Metazoa, Chordata, Amphibia, Anura, Pipidae. Gene Ontology annotation, biological process: signal transduction. The transcript is spliced from 15 exons. Bases 544 to 4383 code for a protein of 1279 amino acids. The record is from RefSeq and is a predicted model, not a curated record.